Humulus lupulus (European hop) is the source of this 405-nucleotide messenger RNA. RefSeq lists its product as uncharacterized. The transcript has 2 exons. The record is from RefSeq and is a predicted model, not a curated record. Lineage: Eukaryota; Viridiplantae; Streptophyta; Magnoliopsida; Rosales; Cannabaceae. The coding region runs from base 1 to 405 and encodes 134 amino acids.
AUGUGUGACAAUUCUAGUUCAUCUUCUGCUGCCUCAAUAUCUGCUAAUAUUAAUUCUAUUCCUAUGCUUAAUGGGACCAAUUUCAAGGAUUGGAAAAUGAACUUACUAAUAGUUCGAGGAUGUAUGGAUUUAGACCAUGCAUUAAGGGAUGAACAACCUGCACCUCCCACUGAGGAAAGCACCCGUGAUGAGAAAACGAAUUUUGAGAGGUGGGAUCGUUCAAAUCGCAUGAGUUUAAUGAUUAUGAAACACAACAUCCCAGAAGCCUUUUGGGGCACAGAAUCUAAAGGGAUUACUAAGGCCAAGAAUUUCCUUGAACAAAUUGAGGAACGUUUUGCUAAAAACGAUAAGGUUGAAAUGACAACACUUCUUGGUUCUUUGAUGACCAUGAAGUAUAAGGGUUAG